Molecule: messenger RNA, 1638 nt
Organism: Frieseomelitta varia
Lineage: Eukaryota; Metazoa; Arthropoda; Insecta; Hymenoptera; Apidae
Exons: 4
Coding region: 1-1638 (545 amino acids)
Source: RefSeq, a predicted model, not a curated record
AUGGCGACAAGAAGUGCUACACGUGCUACCGAUGCGGAACAUGCGAGAGAGCCGCAAUUUCAUGCGCCGUUAUUCCAGUCGGAGAAACCUGACCUAUGGUUCAAACAAUUCGACAUACACUUCGAGGCAAACGAGACGAACGCGGGCGAGAUCGCUGAUAUAAUCAGCAAUCCGCCCGAAAAAGACUGUUACGAAACGCUGAGGACGGAGAUGGUCUGCGCAACGCGUAGCAAUCAAUUGCAAAGGCUAUUCGAACAAGAAGAAAUGAGUGACCGGACACUGUCGCAGUUCCUCCGCCACAUGAGGACGUUGGCAGGUGAAACCGCGACAGAGGAUAUCCUAAGGACCUUGUGGUUAAACAGAUUGUCACAAGUAGUCCGGACAGUCACGAGCGUUGGACAUCCCGUUAGAACAACUAGCAGUCGCGGAGAGCGUACUGCAAAUCACGAGCACCACCAGGGAUUUCGAGCUGCGUCAGGAGCUGAAGGAGCUCCGAAAUCAGAUGACCGAGCUCGUCAAGACUUUCGCCCAAACCUCGGCACGAUAAACAGCGAGAUCACGAUCAAAAAGCCGGCGAAGGUCGUAAUCGCCAGUAUCGAGGGACCACUGCUGGUACCAUCGGACCUUCGGCAACAGAUCCACGAAAUGUCAGCCGCCGAGCAAUUUCCAGUCGAGAAAUGGAGAGUCCCGACACUAGAUACAGCUAAUAGUGACGGGCCAAGGACAAGCUGUCUCUUCGUCACCAAUCUCGUGACGAAAAUGGCGUUCCUAGUCGACACCGUGAGUGCUAUCGCGUACAUGUAUGAAAGGCCGAAGAGAGCAAUGUAUGCGGCAAAUGGGACUACCAUAAACACCUAUGGAGCGGAUCUCCUAACCCACUACGGGCUGCUCGUCGACCUCCGACGCCGCCGAUUAUUGGACACCACGACAUCGCUUUCCUCAACGGGGAAGAUCGCCAACGGAGAACCGACUUCAGUGAGGACCAUUGUGGACGACUCACCGUACCACCAGCUCCUCGCCAAGUACCCGGACGUCACGAGACCAACAGCGAAUCCGCGUAAGGUAAAGCACGAUGUCGUCCAUUAUAUCAAUACGACGCCUGGUCCGCCAGUGCAUUGCAGACCGCGUAGACUGGUAUCGGAUAUGUAUAAGAUCGCGCAUACAGAAUUUAGCGAGUUAAUGAGCCAGGGACACAUCCGCCCAUCCAAAAGCCAGUGGGCUUCCGCCCUACAUAUGGUUCCAAAAAAGGAUCACAGAUGGCGAGCCUGUGGCGAUUAUCGCGCAUUAAAUUCACGAACGGUACCCGAUCGACAUCCGAUACCACAUAUCGAAGACUUUUCGCGAAUGCUCUCCGGGAAGAAAAUAUUCUCGACCAUGGACCUGGUACGCGCUUAUCAUCAGAUACCGGUCCAUCGUGGGGACAUACCGAAAACCGCGAUCACAACACCCUUGGAUUUGUACGAAUACACCGUAAUGCCAUUCGGAUUGAGCAAUGCUGCGCAGAUCUUUCAGCGGUUCAUCGAUACCGCUCGACUUUUGUUACGCGUACGUGGACGACAUUCUAGUUGCCUCCUGAGACGAAAAAGAACAACGCGAACACUUGGAACAACUGUACGGCGUAGUAGUCAAUCCAACUAA